GUGGUUGAGGUGAAUGAAAAUGUAUAUGAUAACAUUUCAAAACGAAGCUUUCAUCCAGUUCACACAUUAAGGUUACUACUUCAGCAAACCAGCGAGAGGGAGCCCCUUUCAACAUCAGCACUGUCACCUGUAAAAGCCCCAGCUACAUUUAAAAAACAUGUCACCUUUGUGACGGAAAAUAACAAGGUUAUAAUGAUUGAUCCAGAAGACCAUGGGACAGCCACGCCAAAACCAAUCUGSGAGAAACCCAUACGUCCCAUCCUAAAAUGGCCAUCCACUGUUCACCCACAACUUGGACAGAGAAAUACAGCUGCUUCCAAGUUGGCACAUGCGAAGAAAUCGUUUGGAGAAAACGCUACUCUUGCAGUUAACCUUCAUAUAAAUGUUCCUUCUGCUCCCCACCUCCCCACUGCCAUGCCUGAAGAAAAGAAGCCGCUUAAAGAGCCUGCGAACAAGAUGGCGCUAAGUGGAAACGUCUCUAAAGUUGGCUUAAACCAGCUGCAGAUAGUGUCCUGUGAGGGGAAAAAACAAGUGUACUGUCUGCUGUGUGCAGCCAGGUUGAGAAGCUCCAGUCACCCCUCCAGCUACAACCACYGCUAUAACUAUGUGAAAAUGAWGUACCCUGGAUUGACUGCAAAGCCGUUGGAGAAUAAGCUGAACAGCAUAGUGGCUCAUUUAGCUGAGGUUGAAAGAGACGUUGGGUUUCAGAGCCCUCAGAGAAUGGAAGUGACGAAGGAUGUGUACCUAAAGCUGGCUGCUCUUACAGAAGAUAAAGGUACCAAAGUCCUAAAAACUCKCUGUAAAACAGAGGAUCCUCACAGUUGUGUUUGGAUCAGCGACGCAGCCUCACCACUCCAACAGGAAGCUCUCAAAAGCCCACUGAAACCUUCACUCCUUCAGCUCUGCAGCCCACCGCUGCAAACCCCUGCAUCAGUCGCAACAGGACCACAGGACUCUUCUGGGUCGAGCUACAGCCCAGAACAAGCUGCAGGACUUGGAGAGUGCAGUACAUCACGAGCUCAGCCCUUAAAAUUCUUUGGAGCAAAAGCUCAAGGCUGCAGCUGUUUGCUUCUAUCCUUGAAUGUGCGUCAGAGUUGGAAAUCAGUCAUAGGUAUGGCCUCUGUGUGGGAGUGUCGAGGGAUUUCUCAGGAAAUGUUCUACCUGUGUGAAAGCUGCGAGGCCAUGCUGUCUCGUCGAGACAUCUUUCAACACAUGGUCAGCUUUCAGCACCAGCUCAAAUACCUGUGGAGUAAUCACACACAGUUGCUGCAGAUGUUCUGGCCGAAGGAAGAUCUGCCUCCAGAGUUCAAAACAGAUGUUUUAAACUUCAUUGUCCAGCAACUUGCACUUCAGGAGCGUUUUCAUAAAGUGGAUGCACAGUGUGCAUUGCUGGGACUGGAGAUAUAUUGGUUUGUUCGAAUGACUCAUUUCAGUGAAGCUUUGAAUGUGGUGAGAAUAAUCACAAACCAGGAGAAAUGUAAGGCCUUGUCCCUGCGUGUCAAUGCUUUACUACAGAAGGGACAACAGAAUGACUUCUUGAGAACAGAAAAGCCUCUUUCCACCAACAGUGUGUUACCUUCAACAUUAAACACAAAACACAGACGUGACUUUGAAACUGGACAAAAAGCAACAAAAACUGAUGAACGGAUGUCAGUGGUUGAAGAUCCAUACAUGGUCAUAAAAAGAGAAGUCUCAUGUCCAGAUGGGAGAUCUUCUUCUGUGAAGAAGAAACCUUAUGCCUCUCCGAUCGCUGUUCAUCCUAACCCUCACAAGACAAGCCAGGGUUCUUCUCCCCAACCAACACUCGCAGCAAAUCUUCAAAGCUCUUAUCCACUGCCCCGAGUUAAACUGUCAGAAUCACCUUCCUCCUCUGCAGUCACUCAAAACGUAGAAGCUUCCCUCACGAAGAAAUCCCCUGGAAUCAGGAAGAGAGCAGCAGAGACUUUUCUUGGAACUUUACAGUCGUCCUGCACCAGCAGCCCACUGGCACACCCUUUACCAGCUAAAUGUGCACGCAGCCCGGUGACGGUUAAGACUGAGCCCCAACCUCACUCCACUGAGACCUCCACCCCACUGGCUCUGAAACACGGCACCCCAGCACCCAAACCAACCCCGCACACCGUGGACAGAGCAUUGUUCUCUGAGCUGAUCUUGGAGUUAAACAUGAACUCUGAGAAUAUUGAUUUCAAUUUCCCGUUGGCUUUGGCCCAUUCUCCAGCGAGCAGCUCCUGCGCUGCCGUUUCACCCGGAAACGAAAAAACUAGAUGGGAUUCAAGAGUUGUGGUUAUAAAAUAUCCAACUGCAGUUCUUAAGAGAAGGUGGGAUUCAAAGUGUCAGCUGGUCAAAGCUACGGUGAAGAAAAACGUACCCAUAAACUUUGUGGAAGGGUUCAAGACAGAACCCCUGACCACUGACAUCCAUUCUGCUUCAGGCAGCAUCUCGUGUCAGCCGUUGUUAAGUGGAAGCUACUUAGAUGCCUCAGCUGCAGCCUCUGUUCAGUCAGCGUCUACUGCUGCCACUGCAGACCCCAAAGACCCUCACACUCUACAGAGCUCCAGUGCUCAAGAUGUUGGAAAUGUGAACAUUUCAGGACAGAAACCACAGAGCAGCUCAGUACCAAGCAGGUCUGAGAUUCCUCAGCAGUCCCCUAGCACCGUCGCAACCGCCCGACCAGAGCUCGUUAAUCUCAGCUUCCUGGUCCGCAGUAACAAUGAGACCAUCAGGUUUUACAACAUGCAGUAAAACUCACUGCACUCAAGCCAGCAGCACCUGCAGCAGAUGGAGGCGACAGUCAGCGGUCCUGUAGAUAAAGUUCAGCAGCUCAAAUACGUCCAGGCACAGGGUCAACAGAGCUGCAACUCAUGGAGCUGGAAACGUGAAAGCUGAAGAUGUUUUCCCUCUAAACUUUCAACUCAGUUCGAAUAUUUUUAAUUGCUUUGAAAUGUGUUUUUUAAAUGAAGGGUUUCAUUGGAAAAGCUCGUUAAAUUUGACUGAGUAGUCCAAGAAGGUGUUAAGUUUCAAACUUUUUUGUAUUUGAGUAAAAAAUUCAGCCAAUGGGGAAAAAAUGGCAAAUUAGACUUUUAUCUCUUUUCAGUUUUGUGAGAUAUUUUUAGUUUUUGCAAUAGUUGUAUUCGAUAUUUAUGUUGUACAACUUUGUUUGGGGAAAGUUAUUUUAUAUACAUUGUUAGUGAUUAAAAUGUAGCUACUUUUAAUUAACUGUUACUAAAUGUGAAAAGUGUUAUUGCCUCUGUUGGAAUGCUUGUAUCAGCACUUCUGCAGAUGUCAUUURAACUGAUAGUUUAUAGAUAAGUGAUGAUUCCUUUACUAGUGAGUUAAAGUUGUCAUUGUGCUAAGGCCAGUGUUUAUUUUUCACUUUUUCUUCAGAAAACAGUUGCGCCUGCAUCUUUGAGAUGGUUUUAUAAAUGAGAAUAAAUUUCUGAACUUAAAGAAUUAUUAAUGGUGCAAAGUGUAGCAGGAAGUUUGAAGCAAUAAAUCCAACUUAAUCUUUUUGCAUGUAGGUGUACACACAAAAGUUUUGUAUAAAAUAUAGAGAACAAGGGGGAUUUACAUACAUUUUUCUGAUUGAAUGUGGUUAUAGAUGGUUAAAAUAUUACCUUUAAAUGUCAGUAAAGAAACUUGAUAACAGUGAGGCCCUGGUAGUUAAAGGGGUGGUAUGUUUUUAAAAUAAUAAACUAUAGAGCUUGUUAAAAACUCACUAAAAGAAAACAGUUCAGUGUAUCUGUAUCUAAAACUACCAUUUGUUUAAUCUAAAGUUUAUAUCGAAACUGCCUUUUUCUGUGUGCUCAGACUGUUAAAACGUUCCUAAUAAAUUUCAUGUUUGAC
Messenger RNA from Austrofundulus limnaeus, 3843 nucleotides. RefSeq lists its product as uncharacterized. NCBI's taxonomy places the organism in Eukaryota, Metazoa, Chordata, Actinopteri, Cyprinodontiformes, Rivulidae. The record is from RefSeq and is a predicted model, not a curated record.